AUGGCGCCAACAAUAGCUACCCAAGACAACGACGGCGUACGGUCCGAAUUGGAACGCGAGGAGCAGCUCGACCUCGUCGAUCCACUACGACACUUCCUCGCCAUCGAAGACGAUGACGAUGAUGGCGCCGCACCCGCGAACACCACCUCCUCCUCUGGCGUCGACGUCCGAGACCUUCCUAGCAAAAAUGACUACAGCAUCGUCCCGCAACAGAUCGAGAGCAUCAUCGACCGACGCACCACCAUCCGCUACUACCGCGAUCUCUCCAGGCGGCCGAUCUUGCUCGACGACCAGCAUCAACCCACCGAGGACGGAGAGCAUUGGGACGUGCAUCUGAAGCUCGACAUGACGACGGGAUGUGGCGGUAAGAUCUGGCCUGCCGCUGAAGUGCUGGGUGCAUACAUAGCUGCCAAGUACUCUUCCCCGCCCGAGCAGAGUGCAGGGCAAACGGCGGAAGGAUACAACAACCACGACUUUGACUGGCGCAACAAACGCAUCAUCGAGCUCGGUUCCGGCACCGGUCUCGUGGGCUACCUCGUGCACGCCCUCCAACUGUCCAACUGCCAAGUAUGGGUCACGGACCAAGACGUCAUGCUCCCCCUCAUGCGCGAUAACCUCGUCCUUAACUUCCCCGCCACCGACCUCUCAGACGCCUCGCAAUCCACACGCUCCGACGGUUCGCUCAUCCGCGUCUCCGAACUCGACUGGGGCCACCCUGUCCCGCUGGCCCACUUCGGCGGCGCGCUCCCCCACGUGCUCCUCCUCGCAGACUGCGUCUACCUCGAAUCGGCCUUCCAGCCGCUCAUCGAUACCAUGGUGGAGCUCUCGACGACCGAAACCGAGAUCCUGUUCUGCUACCAGAAGCGGAGGAAGGCGGACAAGCGCUUCUUCGCCUUGUUGAAGCGUCAGUUUGUUUUCGAGGAUGUCAAGGACGACGAUGAGGCGAGGAUGCGCGAGUACAGGAGGCAGGGCACGCAGUUGUUGAGAAUCAGGAAAAAGUGA
This is a messenger RNA of Sporisorium graminicola, 1002 nucleotides long. RefSeq lists its product as uncharacterized. The record is from RefSeq and is a predicted model, not a curated record. NCBI's taxonomy places the organism in Eukaryota, Fungi, Basidiomycota, Ustilaginomycetes, Ustilaginales, Ustilaginaceae. The transcript has a single exon. Bases 1 to 1002 code for a protein of 333 amino acids.